AUGUCGACAGUCGCGGCUAUCCCCAUCCGCCCCUCCAACGGCGACCGACACGCCCCAGUCCUGUCCACCCUCGACCCGUCCUUCUCGCCAGCGUCGCUCCACCUCCAGCCAUGGACCUCGCCUUCACCUCUCCCCUCCACGUCGCCGAGCCAAGGGUACUCUCCUUCAUCCUCGCCGUCCCCUCCACCUCUCGGCCAUUCGCCUCGACCUGCUUUCGCGGUUCCCAUGGGCUCGCGCUGCGAGAAGGUUCCUUACGACGGUCCGGGCACCGCCAUCUACGUUCGUCAGCCUACGAGGGCACAGCUUCGCGACAACAACUCGCUUUUCGGAUCGUCGAGCCGGCCGUACUACUUUCAGGACCCGCAGAACAAGCCUCGCAUCCCGCAGUUCAUCGAUAUCGACGGCAAAGAGUGCGGCGUCCGGUGGAUCUACGUCGACCCGAAGGCGCGCGAGCAGCCUUCCGAGGACAUGCGCGAGGACGAGGCCGGGUGCUCCAUUAUGUGA
Messenger RNA from Rhodotorula graminis WP1, 504 nucleotides. RefSeq lists its product as uncharacterized. The coding region runs from base 1 to 504 and encodes 167 amino acids. The record is from RefSeq and is a predicted model, not a curated record. The transcript has 3 exons. NCBI's taxonomy places the organism in Eukaryota, Fungi, Basidiomycota, Microbotryomycetes, Sporidiobolales, Sporidiobolaceae.